Messenger RNA from Brenthis ino (lesser marbled fritillary), 900 nucleotides. Lineage: Eukaryota; Metazoa; Arthropoda; Insecta; Lepidoptera; Nymphalidae. The record is from the annotation of a GenBank genome assembly.
AUGUCGAACCUCGCCGAUCCAGUCGCGUUCGCAAAGGAUUUCCUUGCCGGUGGUAUCUCCGCUGCCGUCUCAAAAACCGCAGUAGCCCCUAUCGAGCGUGUCAAACUGCUACUUCAAGUACAGCAUGUGAGCAAGCAGAUCGCCGUAGACCAGCGCUACAAAGGUAUCGUCGACGCCUUCGUCCGCAUUCCCAAAGAGCAGGGUCUGCUCUCCUUCUGGCGUGGUAACUUCGCCAACGUCAUCAGGUACUUCCCCACCCAGGCGCUUAACUUUGCUUUCAAGGAUAAGUACAAGCAGGUCUUCCUCGGAGGAGUAGACAAGAAUACACAGUUCUGGCGCUACUUCGCCGGUAACCUUGCGUCCGGUGGUGCCGCCGGAGCCACCUCGCUAUGCUUCGUGUACCCACUCGACUUCGCCCGUACCCGUCUGGCCGCCGAUGUCGGCAAAGGCGAUGGCCAACGUGAGUUCAGCGGCCUCGGCAACUGCCUUACCAAAAUCUUCAAAUCUGACGGUCUCAUCGGUCUGUACAGGGGUUUCGGUGUGUCCGUACAAGGUAUCAUUAUCUACCGUGCGUCAUACUUCGGUUUCUACGACACCGCCCGCGGCAUGUUGCCUGACCCCAAGAACACACCCAUCGUCAUCAGCUGGGCCAUUGCGCAAACCGUUACAACAGUUGCCGGUAUCAUCUCGUAUCCCUUCGACACGGUCCGUAGGCGUAUGAUGAUGCAGUCUGGACGUGCCAAGGCUGAUGUCCUGUACAAGAACACCAUUCACUGCUGGGCCACCAUCGCCAAGACCGAGGGAGCCUCCGCCUUCUUCAAGGGAGCCUUCUCCAACGUCCUCAGAGGAACGGGUGGUGCUUUCGUACUCGUCUUAUACGACGAGAUCAAGAAGGUCAUC